Molecule: messenger RNA, 7036 nt
Organism: Octopus bimaculoides (California two-spot octopus)
Lineage: Eukaryota; Metazoa; Mollusca; Cephalopoda; Octopoda; Octopodidae
Product: dynein regulatory complex subunit 4
Biological process (GO): cell motility
Cellular component (GO): microtubule; motile cilium; Golgi apparatus
Molecular function (GO): small GTPase binding; microtubule binding
Source: RefSeq, a predicted model, not a curated record
ACAAUGAAAGAAACGAAAAUAACAAGUGCCCCCGCCGAAUAAUGUUACUCAGAGUAACUGUCGCAACUCUCAAGUAACUUUAUUAUUGUCUGAAUAAACCAGUUUUUGUUCUACCGUAGACAGUUUCAGUUCCGGCUUGUUGCUAACAACAUUUAAUGUAAACUGUGACCGUUACUAUAGAAGGAGCCAUUGGAUUUCUCUAGUCUUACCUUCUCUCGAAAAAACAAUUACAACACAAAAUGCCACCUAAAAAGAAAGGCGGUAAAAAGGGUAAGAAAUCUGGGAAAGGAGGUAAAACUCCCAUCAUCAUAGACAAUGUUUCCACAGAGGAGAUGACAAAAGAACAGCUUGAAGAGCAUGUGGUACGGAUGAGAGAGCAGCUUGAUCGUGAAAGAAGAGAAAGAAACUUCCAUCAGCUGGAGCGUGACCGUGUUCACACUUUCUGGGACAUAACUCAGCAAAAGUUGUCAGAACUUCAAGCUCAACUACGUAACAAAGACAGAGAAAUGGAAGAAGCGGAAGAAAGGCAUCAAAUUGAAAUUAAGGUGUACAAACAGAAAGUAAAACAUUUGAUGUAUGAACAUCAGAACAAUAUUGCACAGUUAAAAGCUGAGAGCACUGUUUCACUAAAACUGGCUCAGGAGACCAAUUACAGUAAUGAACAACAGUUACGUAAGGAUAAACGAAAUCUUAAGGUAGAACUGAAAGAAAUGGAACUCUCCCAUGAAGACAUGGUCAAAACUCUGCAGAAGAAAAAUAGUGAAGAAAUCACAAACUUACAGGCAGAAUUUGAGCGACGAGCAAAAGAAAUUGAAAAAAAAUAUGAUAGAAAAAUGCAAGCUCUUCGUGAUGAAUUGGAAUUGAAACGCAAAGUUGAGAUUCAUGAAAUUGAAGAACGUAAAAACAGUCAAAUUAUUACUCUAAUGAAGAACCAUGAAAAAGCAUUUAGUGACAUUAAGAACUACUACAAUGAUAUUACAUUAAAUAACCUUGCCUUGAUUAAUACACUCAAGGAACAAGUAGAAGAAAUGAAAAAGAAAGAAGAACGCCUUGAAAAGCAGAUGGCUGAUUUAAUUACAGAAAACAAACGGUUAACUGAGCCUUUACAGCGUGCUCGAGAAGAAGUUGAGGAGCUGCGGAAAGCUCUUGCUAACUAUGAGAAAGACAAACAAUGCCUCAAGAUGACCAAAGCUAGAUUAAAAAUGACCUUGGAAGAAUUAAAAGGAUUACAGUGGGAACAUGAGGUCCUUGAGCAGCGAUUUGAAAAAAUCCAGGAGGAGAGAGACGAAUUAUACAACCAGUUUGUCAAAUCAAUUCAUGAGGUGCAACAGAAGAGUAGCUUUAAGAAUCUUCUCUUAGAGAAAAAGAUGGCUACUCUUGGGGAAUUGCUUGAACAAAAAGAAGGCCAACUCAACGAAGUUCUCUCUUGUUCUAACCUCGAUCCCUCAGCCCUCAACAUGAUCACACAUAAACUUGAGGAAGUUUUGGUGUCCAAAAAUACUGCAAUUAAAGAUCUUCAGUUUGAAUUGGCACGAGUUUGUAAGGCGCACAAUGAUCUUCUGCAUACAUAUGAAGCUAAACUUCAAACUUUUGGAAUCCCUAAAGAAGAACUUGGUUUUAAGCCACUCGAAUCGUCAGUGCCAGAGCAAGUCCUUGGUAAUGGACCAGCUGGUCUGGUCUCAGCAAAAGUAUAACAUCUUUUACAACUUCCCUUCAUUGCUUUAAAACGGAAUGACAUCUGAAAUUCUGAAAACAGGAAUGAUAUGUAUAAAAUAAAAUAUUACUUUUUAUUGUAUGAAAUACUGGAAAUUAUUUAUAUAUAAUAUAUUUGUAAUAUAUUAAGGUGGUGAACUGGCAGAACCAUUAGCACACUGGGCAAAAUGCUUAGUAGUGUUUUGUUCAUCCUUAUGUUCUGAGUUCAAAUUCUGAUGAGGUCAACUUAUCCUUUUGGGGUUGAUAAAAUGUACCAGUUGAGCACUGGGGUUGGUAUAAUCAACUUAUGUCCAGAAUUACUGACCUUAUGCCAAAAUUUGAAAUCAAUAUAUUGAUCAAACUUUAAUGUAAACAGCAAUAUAUGAAAUGUUUUACUCUAAGAACUCUUCAAAAACUAAUCAUUAACAAAAGCAGUGUAGAAGAGACAUCUCAGUUUUGAUGGUCAACCUCUGUGGCGCUGGUUGCACAAUACGAUACAUCCAGUUCAAACUGUAAAGUGGUUAGUGAUAAGGUGGACAUCUAGUCAAUAAAAUCGUCACUAAAUCAUGUCAGUUACAAAUACAAUGAAACACUUUAAUUGUGCAUAUAGGAGUAACAUUUACCAUGUUAGUUUUUGCAUAGUAAUUGAAUGGUUAGAUGGAAACAUCUAGCCAUAACUGAGAAUCCUUUGAAUCCCAGCCACACACGUGCGUGUGCACACACACACACACACACACAUUCUUAUAAUUUUAUGCCUGUUUUAUUCUGUGCUUGCAUCAGUUAAGCAGAUCUUCCCCAGUACAGCAUUCUGCCACAUGUGUUCCUUUGUUAUAUCCUUUCUGAAGGUCAACCUCCUGAGAUCAGCUUCACUCCUUCUGCCAAUGUCUACCUUUGUUUUCCUCUUUACCUGUUCCACUGGUUCCUUGCACAUAGAUCCCCUGGUACUUCUUUACUCACCUGUCAUCAUCCUUAUAUAUUACCAAUGCUGUCAUCAGUCUCCCCUGUAUGCUUUAUCUGAUUACUCUUAUGCCCAGCUUUUCUCUCAACUCAUCUGUUCCUUGUUGUUGAUGGACUCUAACAUUGUAGACCAUGCUGAAAACUGAAAACUUUACCAGCUGUUACCCAGAGUUUUAGGUCUCCGAUGUUCAAACAGUAGAGAAGGAUAGUACAAAAAGACCUGAUUUCAUACAAAAUGAUAAAAUCCUGGUUAGAACAACUUCCAUUCUUACAAAUGUUCAUAGUUUGAUAAUUUGAUUAGAAGGGGGAAAAACAUAUUCCUGAGUGAUUAGCAGAGUGAUCUACUUUGCUGGAUAUUCUUAGAAUCAUAGUGUCUCUUCUUGACACACUAACAGCCUAACCUCCUUUUCAUAUCCUUAAUCAUACUUUGAACCAUGCAACUAUCAAUGUCAAUAGCUGGUCCUUCUGUUGGAUCAGCUCAGAGUAGUUCCUCUUCCUCUCAUACAUUCUCCUCAUUCAGCAAACUCUUGUAGUAACAUUUUCAAACCUCUUUUAUAUUUUAUUUUAAUCUAUUAUUUAUUUCCACCAAUGACAGCAAAUGCACCACAAUCAUUCCACUCUUUAUCAACGUUUUCACUUACACUGAAACAAUACUUUGUAAUUUAGAACACCACCCCAAUAUCUUUAAUCUUCAUGUCACAGAAUAUGUGUAAUCUUCUUAAUUUCUCCUUCUCCUUUAUCUAAGUAUUCCUGGCAUUUAGCAUUUCUUCUAGCUACCAGAUAUAGUUCAUUACUCCUUUUCUUUCUAAGCUUCAUUUGUAGCUUUUAUGACUCUAUCAAGUAAUCUUCCCAUUAAGUCACUUUCCAUCUGCCAGGAAUCUUUUACCAACUACAACCCUGAUCUGCUACUCAAUGUAGGUUGUCCUCAUAGAAAAACUCAGUUGUCUUCUAUGAUAUAAGUCUCUGUCUGGUCUUGUAGGUAUAAUCUUUAUUUUGUGAUCUAUUUAUUUCCUACCUUAACUUCUGUCCCACUAUAUCACUUACUGUCUUUUCAUUGUUGUAAGGUGACAAGAUUGUGCUAGAGGUUGUGGUGUAGGUGUUACUGAACCAAGAGACAAUGCUGUCAGGUUCACCCUUGUCCCCAAAUCUCAAACAUAAUGGAGUUAGUGUAAGGUUGCUAUAUGAUACAAUAACAGACCUUGCCUCUUCAUUCUGUUCUUUGUUUUAAAAGCAACACAUAUUUUGCUUGAUGCCAAACUUGACCUGACUGGAGAGAUCUACUUUAUGGACCAGUGAUGACUGUCUCAAAAUUGUGGAUGGCACAGUCAAAUUCUUUGUGACUUUGGCAAUGCUCAGGUUAAUUUCUUUCUUCCCCUUUCAUACAUGUGUGACAGUUUGGCUUGAAACUGUAUUUAUUUUUGUUACACAUUCUUAUUCUGCAGUCUUUCUUUUAUCUAAAUGUUCCACAUCCAAUGUUUGUUGCAUGUUAUGUUUGUAAAGAUGAAAUUAAUCCUCCAUUUAUAUUUCUAAUAUUAUGCUCAUUUGACAAAAUUUAUGCCUCUGAAACUGUUUAGCUUUAAGGUUGUUGAUCACCAGGCUAUAUUAAGUAGAAAAUUCUUCACUAAUUAAAGGCUUUGUCUUCACAAUCAAUAGCUAUCCUGCUUUCUAUACAAGUAGUUUGCUUUUUUAUCUUCUUCUUCAGGUGGAUGACUAGUUACCUGAAGUGCUGCAAUUAGGUCCUUUGCAUUGCAGAACAAAAGGAACCUUGAUUCCUGUAUGCUGAAGGGUAGGCAGUUAAAGCUUUUACAGCUUUCAUUGUGUUGUCAUAGAUGUCCUUUAAAAGUGACCAGGUAUGAUAAUGAGAUAGUUGAUACUUGUCAAGGUAAUUUAAUUUUCUUGUACUUAAAAACUUAUUGUCUUAAAAUUGUUUAGAUCAGAAUUCUCUGCAGACUACAUAUGAUAAUAGUAGAAAAAUAGAGAGAUUGACAUAUAAGUCCCAAAUAAAUGGAUAACAGAGAAAUAUAUGACUGCAUCUUAUCAUCUAUGUGUAGACUACAGUAGAAUUAUCUCAAAUAUUUUAGGUUUACAUAUAGUACUGGAGUCUGAGAAAUAGGUAUGGUUACAUAGGCAGUGUAUACAAUAUUGUCCCACUUCAUUGUGAAAUCAAAUCCUGCAGGGAAAAGUCCACUUUGCAUUUCUUUCAUUGAGGAUCAAUAAAGUAAGUUCCAUGUAUGAAAAAAAGAAAUAUGAAAAAAGAAAUGGAAACAAAGAAGUUAAUAAAUGCAUACAAUAACAACCAGUUGGGGGUACUAAACUCAGCAAUAGGUUAAGUCUGCUCUCCUUGCUCACCCCCCAAAAAGAUGCAGUCUAUCCCCAACAGGCUUCUGCAUAGUUUCCAUCAACUCAGUUUCACUAAAGGGAGUGUAUGGUAGAAGACUCUUAUCCAAAGUAGCAUGCAGUAAGAUUGAACUGGAGUCACAUGUAUGGGAAAUGAACUUUUUACUUACAUAGCUAUCUUUACAAACAAAUAAUAACAACCCUUCCUACUAUAGGCACAAGGCCUGAAAAGUUGGGAGAGAGUAAGGAAGGGUCAGUUGAAUAUAUCAAUCCCUGUAUUUCACUGGUACUGAAUUUAUUGACCCUGAAAGGAUGAAAGGCGAAGUUGACCUUGGUAAAAUUUGACAUCAGAGUAAAACAAGAAGUUCUGCUAAGCCUUUUGUCCAGCAUGCUAACAAUUCUGCCAGCUCACCACUUUGUUGUUGUUGUUGAUGACAAUGAUUUCAAAUUUUGGUACAAGGCUAGCAAUUUUGGGGAAGGAGGAAGUCAAUUACAUCAACCCCAGUGUUCAACUGAUACUUAUUUUAUUGGCCCAGAAAGGAUGAAAGGCAAAAUCAACCUUCAUGGAAUUUGAACUCAGAAUGUAAAGGCAAGCAAAAUGCUUAGCAACAUUUUGUCUGGCAUGCUAACAAUUCUGCCAGUUUGCCACCUUUGGUUUAGGCAUAAGACCAACAAUUUUGAGGAAAGACAUUUAGUUGAUACCAUUGAGCCCAGUGUUUCACUGGUACUUUAUUAUAUUCUUUACUACUCUAGGCACAAGGCCUGGAAUUUUGGGGGAGGGGGCCAGUCACUUAGAUCGACCUCAAUAUGCAACUGGUACUUCAACCCUGAAAGGAUGAAAGGCAAAGUUGACCCCGGCGGAAUUUAGGUACUUUAUUAUAUUGACCCCAGAAUGAUAAAAGGCAAAGUUGGCCAUUAGCAAGAUUUGAACUCUAUUCACAAACAAAGGUAAAUAAAUAACAAAGAAAUUAUCCUCGCUCUACCGGUUUUAUCACUCACCACCUUAAUCAUGAUAAUGUUACUUUACAUAUGCUUGGCUACUCAGUUUCACCUCCUUAGAAGAAAUGUUCUCUAGUACUUAUAUGAACCUCCUGUUUUAGAAAAUGACGAUGUAGACACAGUGUGGAACUUUAGACUAAAAGCCCAUCAGAUAUCACAUUUGAAAUUGACUUAGCUUUUUGACUCAUUGACUGUCAAACUGUCCAACCCAUACCAGUAGGGAAGACAGACAUUAAAUGAUUACAAUGAUGAUGAUGAUGGUAAUGACAACCAGCUUACCAUAUAUCAACCCUCUGAUUUAUUGAAUUCCUACUGAGUCGUCUAACGCAUGAUGACACAGAAGACAGAUAUUAAAUGAUUACGAAGAUGAUAUUGACAAGUGAUAAACCACCUGACAUUACACUGGAACCCAAUGCAGUCCUCCAACUCAUGGAUGCAUUCAAGCCAUCUAAUCCAUUGUCAGCAUGGAAGACAGACAUUAAAUGAUGAUGAUGAUGAUUAUGUUGAUUGAGGUAGUGAUGAUGAUGAUGUUGGUGAUGUUGAUGACGACAACAACAACAGGCCAUCAGAUAUCACAUUGGAGCAUGAUGCAGUACUCUAAUUUGUUAGAUCUUGUGAAACUGUCUACCCCACAGAAGACGGACAUUAAAUGAUGAUAGACCACUGGAUAUCACAAUAAACCUGACAUUACUGCAACAAAAUGACAAUAGGCAGUGCAUUUCCAAAAUGUGUUUUAUGUUUAUACCAAUUUAAAGUGUGAUCUGAUUGUGCCUUUUUAUAUCCUGUCCCUUAGUUGUCUGGCAAAUAAACAUAAAUACUGGAGUUGGUAGACAUAGUCACAGCUAAAACCUUUGUAGGCAAUAAAUACCCCAGCAUGGCCACAGUCCAAUGACUGACAUCAUCAUGAAGUUAGGGAAUGCCAUGAGAAUUUCUUUUUGUACCCGAGAUGGCUGCUUGGUCAUUGAGAAAAGAUCAUCAAUACUGGUUUAUGUACACAGUUUUGUAUCAUUUACACAUUAAUUGAAUAAAUUUUCCUUUAUUUUCUUAUAAA